GUUAUAUUUACAGAGGGCUUCUACCGAGGUGCGUGGCUGAUGAAGAUACCUGCAAACUUUGUUGUGAAUAAUGAUCGCCUGUUUGAUAUGAAGUUGCAGUUUUAAAGAAGGAGAGAGUUCGACCUGCGCGUCUUUUCCAUUCAAAGGUGUACUCUCCUCUCUCCUGAAGCUUCACCACGGCCCUCACCUGCGUGCUCCACUGUUUCUCCUGUGAGUCGUCCUGGGCUGACCGGCCCUUUCUGCUUCGCCCCCGCGCCGUCUCCCCCACCACGGUCGCCAUGACGCGCUCCAAAACCUUUCAGGCCUACCUGCCCAACUGCCAUCGCACCUACAGCUGCAUUCACUGCCGAGCGCACCUGGCCAACCACGAUGAGCUCAUCUCAAAGUCUUUUCAAGGGAGUCAAGGCAGGGCCUACCUCUUCAACUCAGUGGUGAAUGUGGGCUGUGGCCCAGCAGAGGAGAGGGUACUGCUGACCGGUCUCCACGCGGUGGCCGACAUCUACUGUGAGAACUGUAAAACCACUCUGGGCUGGAAAUACGAGCAUGCCUUCGAAAGCAGUCAGAAGUACAAGGAGGGCAAAUUCAUCAUCGAGUUGGCCCACAUGAUCAAGGACAACGGGUGGGACUGAAGACCCUGAGCUCCCCCUCCCCACGGGCCAUAAUGCUGGAAAGAGACAUGCAGUAUAUGAAUAAUUAGUUUCAUUAUCUGGCUGUAACUUCCUCCCUGGAAAUCUGUCUACCUGACACGCACCUCUAAACCUUGAGGGUGCAAGGUUCAUAGCAGCAGCGCUAACCCCUUCCCGUGUGAAUAUAUACGAGUUUGACUGAACGAAUGUGUGCCAGCUAGACACCAAGUGUUUAUAUUAUGUGAGUAUUUUCCUAUUCGAUUCAAGGGAGUGCAAAGUGAGGCACAAAUCGAUGUUUGCUCUCCUCUGGGUUGGCCAAGGUCACAGUUUUGUCCCACGCUCAGGUUUAACUAAUGGCUGGAUCCAUGGUAAAGAAGGGUGAAAGACGAACCCAUUUAGCACCUUUUGUGUUUUAAACGAGGCAAAAACAUACUAAAACGGAAGCGUCAUCCAUUUUGUGUCUUUAUUUCUUCCAGUUUUGUCUUUAUCAUUUGCAUGUUGUUUAUUUAUACGUAUAUUUAUUGAUUUUGACGUGGUUUUUAGGGACGUUACGCGUAUGGUAAACCGUAGCAACCACAGUGGUCUUUGACUUCGUAUAGCAGAAGUAGCAAUGUUUGAUAGAGGUUUGUACGUACACUUCCUCUCCAGAUUGUGUCUCCUUUCGAAUGUGAUUAUGGAGUAAAUGAGGCAUUCGUAUGCCAUUUAUAGGGCACAGGUCGCGUACAUUAGCUAGAGCCAAGUCUUUAGCCCCAGUCGCAGCUGAGAAAAGCAGCUCUGAAAGGGAUCUGAGGCAUGAUGUCCCAUUCAGGCUCAUUAGUUCCCCCCAGCCAACCACAAAUCAGGUGGUAAACCAGACUUUCUCACCACGUGUUAUGGGGAAGAAAGUGACUGAUGGCUAGUAAAUGUGGCAAUUGUAUGAGGUAAUCCAGCAGGGGCUCGUCAAUAAAAUGCCUUGGCGCAACCAAAGACUCUUUCAUCAACUAUACGCUGACCAAACUGAGUUUGAUUUCCUUGUUUUAGUCGCAUCGUUGUGUGUCAUUUGGUUCAGUUGUAUUGUCUUGUGCAGAACAAGCCGAUUUUCAAUGAUUUAGGUGUUGUGGAAGUUAACGUAUAAUGUCUUAUUUUAUUGAGUGUGUAUUUAUGAUCAGUCAUCAUGUAUUGUUUUAGCACUCAAUCUUACAUCUGUGUAUUUAUCGUUCUGUGGGACCGCUCCACCUAUUCCAACUUUUUAUAUAUAUAUAUAUAUAUAUAUAUAUAUAUAAUAUCAGAUUCUUUUUUUAAGGAAAAAAAAAGUAUGUGUGAGAUAAAUUUGGAUUCAGUAUAUUUUAAUCUGAUAUCAAUAAAGCUCUCAUUUUAUGAAUG
This is a messenger RNA of Ctenopharyngodon idella (grass carp), 1988 nucleotides long. It is a transcript of the gene ypel2a, whose product is annotated as yippee-like 2a. The coding region runs from base 279 to 629 and encodes 116 amino acids. NCBI's taxonomy places the organism in Eukaryota, Metazoa, Chordata, Actinopteri, Cypriniformes, Xenocyprididae. The transcript has 5 exons. The record is from RefSeq and is a predicted model, not a curated record.